AUGCCACAACAAGACAACCUGUCAGGUUCCAACAGCACAGGCUCUGAUCCAUCCGUGUUCUUCCUGACAGGCAUCCCGGGGCUGGAAUCUCUGCACCUCUGGAUCUCCAUCCCCUUCUGCUCAGUGUUCACCCUGAUCCUUCUAGGAAACUGCACCCUCUUGUAUGUUAUCAAGACAGAGCCCUCCCUGCACAAGCCCAUGUUCUAUUUCCUCACCAUGCUGGCCGUCAUCGACCUGGUUUUAUCCACAACCACCGUGCCGAAAAUACUGAGCAUCUUCUGGUUUAAUUCCAGGGAGAUCAGCUUUAACGGCUGCCUGGCGCAGAUGUUUUUUUUUCACUCGUUGUCCAUCCUGGAAUCUGCUGUGCUGCUGGCCAUGGCCUUCGACAGGUACGUGGCCAUCUGCAACCCCCUGCGGUACGCCACCAUCCUGACCAAUUCAGUGAUAGCAAAGAUCGGGCUGAUGGCUUUGGCCCGGGCUGUUCUGUUCAUGGUGCCUCUGCCCUUCCUCGUCAGGAGGCUGCCCUUCUGCCAGUCCCACAUCAUCUCCCAUUGCUCCUGCGAUCACAUGGCUGUGGCAAAGCUGGCUUGUGCCAGCACUACGAUCAAUAACAUCUAUGGGAUCAUCGUAGCUAUCUUCAUUGUGGGGCUGGAUCUGAUGUUCAUCUCCCUAUCGUAUGUCAAGAUCCUGAGGACUGUUUUAAGCCUGGCAUCCAAGGAAGAGCAGCUCAAGGCUUUCGGCACCUGUGUUGCCCACCUUUGCGCCAUCUUAGUGGUCUACACACCAGGGGUGUUCACCAUUGCCCUUCUAGGAAACUGCAUCCUCUUGUAUGUUAUCAAGACAGAGCCCUCCCUGCACAAGCCCAUGUUCUAUUUCCUCACCAUGCUGGCCGUCAUCGACCUGGUUUUAUCCACAACCACCGUGCCGAAAAUACUGAGCAUCUUCUGGUUUAAUUCCAGGGAGAUCAGCUUUAACGGCUGCCUGGUGCAGAUGUUUUUCCUUCACUCGUUCUCCAUCAUGCAGUCUGCUCUGCUGCUGGCCAUGGCCUUCGACAGGUACGUGGCCAUCUGCAACCCCCUGCGGUACGCCACCAUCCUGACCAACUCAGUGAUAGCAAAGAUCGGGCUGGCGGCUUUAGCCCGGGCUCUUCUCCUAGUGCUCCCUCUGCGCUUCGUCCUCAGGAGGCUGCCCUACUGCAGGUCACACAUAAUCUCCCAUUGCUACUGUGAGCAUAUGGCCGUGGUCAAUCUGGCCUGUGCCAACACCAGGUUCAAUAACAUCUAUGGGAUCAUUGUUGCUUUCUUCAUUGUGGGGCUGGAUCUGAUGUUCAUCUCCCUAUCGUAUGUCAAGAUCCUAAGGGCUGUCUUAAGCCUGGCAUCCAAGGAAGAGCAGCUCAAGGCUUUUGGCACCUGUGUUGCCCAUCUUUGGGCCAUCUUAGUGGUCUACACACCAGUGGUUCUCUCCUCAAUAAUUCACAGGUUCGGCCACCAAGUCCCCCCACACGUACACAUCCUGCUGGGCAAUUUCUACCUCCUNUUUCCUCCCAUGAUGAACCCCAUUGUGUACGGUGUGAAAACCAAACAGAUUCGUGACCGGGUUCUUCUCCUGUUCCGAGGGAAAAGCUUCUAGGCUGACCAGGCGGGGGCUGCUGAGCGAUGAGGAAGCAGAGGAUGCAGGAGAGG
Molecule: messenger RNA, 1682 nt
Organism: Chrysemys picta bellii (western painted turtle)
Lineage: Eukaryota; Metazoa; Chordata; Testudines; Emydidae
Source: RefSeq, a predicted model, not a curated record